GUCCACGUUGAACGAUAUGCUGUAGGUCCUCGUCUAACCGGUGAGAAGCCACGCGCCAGUUAGUGUGUGAACGUUCCGAAUGUCGGACGGAUUUACGUUCACAGUUUCCCGGAUAUACGCUCGCCCGAUUUCACAGUGUUUGCGUAAUUGUACAACGAGUGCCUACCUACCGGUUGGGCAAUUGUGUUGCCAAAUCUGUUUGGAGGAGUGUAUGUGAAAUACGUAUCUAAGUGAGUGCAUUCAAUCAGUCUUCGAGGGUGUACGCAUCCUUCCUGAAAGUGAUAAAGCUAUGUGUGUUGUAUUGCAUCACACUGCUACCGUGUCUGGUCACGGACAAUUGAUCGUUUAGUGCCUCUCUUGACACAUUGAUAUUUUCCGAAACUCUAAACAUACGCUUGCCCACUUGUCAGGCCACCAUCUGACUUCUUCAUCUUCACCCCGGAAUCAGCAAUAAGGCUUCCAGUGUCUUCAAAACAAAUUUUUCAAACCAACAUUGCGAAUCGCCUUGCAUCGAUAGUGAAAGUGACACUCUCUCAACUUAUGUGAAAAUGAGUUAUUUUCAACCCAUCAGUGUGCUCUUGCUGUGAAGUGAAUCUGUCGUAUUUUCGACACUGUUGUCAACGACUAUAGAACCUUGUGAUCCGGCGAAACCAAGUCGGAUGCAGUUUCCGUCGGUGGCUCUAGUGGCGAACUAAAAAUUGUAAGCAUACAGUGGCGUUGAAUAAUUUAUGCAAUUACAGCUCCCAUCAGGUGCAGAUGCAGCAUCAUUCCUGCAUCAGACCACCGCUUUACGCUUCAUUCGACGGCCAUCAUUUCUACACGAGCGUUGCGUGUAUUUUCUAAGGCACUAGCACGAAAAUACACACACAAGGGACACAGAUACUGAUACCAUUUGACCGUGUGGAAAAGUUUCAUCUCCAUCACCCAUUGUUAUAUUAGUGACAUUAUGCCGAAACAUACGAAAUUAGUGAUUGUAGCAGUUGUGUAGCAUUGUGAAUGUAGUCAAUUAGUAGAAGAGAAUUACAAGUUAUUCAACGUUUUCAAAGUGUUCUGAAGCUGUUGCAUCACCAUUCUACCCAAGGCGAGAACAAUAAGGUGACCGAGGAGAUGAGUACAUCCUGGCGAUCAGUGGUAAUCCUAGCAAUACUAUGGCGAUUCUUCUACGACAGAAAUCUAUUGGCACACUGUUGUCCCGUGGAGUGUAUCUGUCUCUCACAAACACAGGUGAUGUGCAACACCGGUGCGCUGCGUGAGAUACCACUGAAAGCCAUACCAGUUACGGUGGAACAGCUGUCACUCACCAAAAACUACUUCCCAAUCAUCAAAAGUGAUGCUUUCGGAGGGUUAUGAGCGCUACGAAAGCUGUCACUCGACGGCAAUAACAUCACCACUAUUAAACCAUUUGCUUUCCGUGGUUUACCACGGCUGCGAGAUCUCUCUAUCCAGCAUACCCCUCUGGCAACGGUUGCAUCAUUUGCCUUUGCCGGGCUGCAGAACGUCUCGCAGAUACAGCUAUCGCACAACAAAAUCCUACGCAUCGAAGGGUACGCAUUUGCCGGGGCCGUCAACAUUCGACAGAUACAUCUCGCCGACAACCCAACCGUAACGAUCGAGACGAACGCAUUCUCCAGCCUUAACAACGUUGAUCGACUCAUCCUACCGUCGGGUAUACGUGUGAUCGAGCCGGACGCUUUCUAUGGGCUCGAAACGGUUGGCUACCUGAAGCUUUCUUUUAUGGAUCUUGCCUCCCUGGAGCCGUACACAUUCCGGGGCCUGACGCACGUCAAACUACUCUCCCUGCAAGAAUCUGAUCUAGGUAUCAUACGAGCUGGCGCCUUUGAGGGUCUUGUGCAGGUCGAGUUGCUCAACAUACUCAAUAACAAAAUUGAUGCCAUUCAGGAGCUCAACAUUACUGCGGCCAAUAGAAUUAGGGUGCUUCGGAUUCAGGGUAACCAUCUGCUCGAAACCCCCGAAAGUGGCUCGAUCGUGCUUGAGGGCAUCGAUACACUGCAUGUAAAUAGUAACUACUUCCCAUGCGGAUGUCACAUCCACACGCUCCUAGAUAGUCCCCUCGCAAACGGUAGCUACUCAUCGCACGGUGGUGCACCUACAGGAGACUUUCUCUCCAAGAACUACUGCAUCUCCCCGCUCGAGGUGAACGGGAUGCCAAUGAGCUCAAUCGAUCUAUACUCGAUCGGGCGUUGCUUGGAGCAAGUGACGCGAGAAAAUCUCGAAGCCACCAACUCAGCCACACCGACCGUGCGCCAAGGACAAUCGUGGCACUGGUGGCAGCAGUGGAGAAAAGAACAAACUCGGCGUACUCGUGAGAAGACACUCAUUUCGUCCGUGUCGUCGGCUGUGCGGUUUCUGGCGGCAUCACCUUUUACAUCGAUGUUGUUUGUUGGAUGCUUGCAAAGUGCAAGUGUAAAAAUGAGUUGAACUUAAACAAUCCAUGUAAAUUGAUGAGGUCAAUAGAAAUGCAACGUUGAAACCACAACUGUUCAGUUUAGUAUUUAGACCGGCAGAAUUCGGAGAUACGCUUCUUGAAGGUCGGAUUAAUGCUUGUUUGACAAUAUGUAAAGUAUUAAAUAUUUUCUCAACUAAAUUGUUAAAGUGUAAAGGCUAUGAAAAAAUCAUCCUUUUUUACUUCAGUGAUUAACUUUCGUCGGUAUAGUCAUCGAUAGUAUAUAAAGGCUUUGUUGUAUCCACAGAGAGAAUGUAUUUGCUACAUCUAAACGAGAUUUGUACUGACGACUAGCAUGGCCGUAUACUUGACCGAGAGGACAGUUAGGUUGUCAAUUACCAGCAUGCUAUUCUACAAAAUUAAAUCAUACAUACCCCUCAAACAACCACAUUUUAACACUCACCCUCACUCACACCGUUGCAGACUCUUUAACGGUUAAAAUUAGGUUUCAAUUCAAGCGGACGUCAACCACAGCAACAGCAUUAUAGGAACUUUGCGGUUUUUUUUGUGCGUAACUUUUAUUACGUGGUUUGACGUGUUAUGCCUCAUACUACAUUGAAUGUCUCUUUUUGCAUAACAAUCAAUGCAAAACGCAAUAUGAUGUAAACCUCAAAACGCUUCAAUCAAAAUCGUUUAUGUUAGCGGUUAACCGUUGGUUAACCGUAAUAAAUAAUGCAACACCUGUGAUGAUCCUUUCGUGUCAUUAUUAUCUUCUAUUCCAUUGACAGCCUCAUUGGGUAUUUUUCGUUUAUCAAAUUAAUUGCCUCAUUCUUUUUUUUUUGUUUUAUCGUUUGGACUGCUGAAAAAAGUCUGCUAAAUAUUAUGCUUAUUGCUCUAAUAUUUUCUAAUUGUGGGUUCACAUGCACUGUGGAAGUGCAUUGGUACUCAACACAUGUUCAUUUACUCAGCAAACAAACGAUCCAAUAGUGCUAAAUGCUGUGUAUUGAUCCUGUUAGAAGUAUCGCUAGCAAAAGGAUUAAGUUUGAAAAAGAAAAACACGAGUUUUCCAGCCCCAAGUCAACAAUCCUUUGUUCGGUAUUAAUUUCAUCAUUGAAAUCAUCGUCAACAUAAACAACAAGACCUGCAAAACUAGGAAUACUGCUUGAAUACUUGCUUGCUUCCUUGCUUGCUUGCAAUACUGUUCUUCGAGCCCUAACUGACCUACAUUAUCAUCACUAUCACCAUCAUCGGCAUCAUGCAUAUGAGUAUUGGAUCUUUUUACGACCAACACUGGAUGCACAUUUCUCUGCUAGUUGGCGUAUACACCCGGACAAAAAAUAUAAAGAUAAAACACAGGAAGCGGGGUUUCAAAAGAUUUUGCUACUCGUUGAAUAAAUUUGUUUUGCUGCAGUUUUCCUGUGGUUUCUUACUCCACAGUUUAUGUUGCUGUGAGGUUGUUUAAAACUGACCACCACAAAUUCGUUAUGCCGUG
Messenger RNA from Anopheles coluzzii, 3896 nucleotides. RefSeq names its product leucine-rich repeat and immunoglobulin-like domain-containing nogo receptor-interacting protein 1. The record is from RefSeq and is a predicted model, not a curated record. Gene Ontology annotation, molecular function: protein binding. The transcript has 4 exons. Lineage: Eukaryota; Metazoa; Arthropoda; Insecta; Diptera; Culicidae.